GUGGGCGAGAUUAAUGAGAAACUGUGUCAGCCCCUCCGUAGCCCGACUCGUUUGAAUAGGCAGACCGAAUAGCUUAGUAAGGAACUCCUACGGGCUUCACAGGCCCGUAGACACGUCAAUCAAGCGUUACAACCAAUAAUCUUGCGCGAUUCGAUGAUUGACACGUCGGUCCUACUUAAUACCCUUUUUUUUUGUAACUAAAGCUGAAUGUGUACAACGUCACAUGUUGUUUUGCUCUUCAGUUCAGUCACUCGCUCAUAUGUGUUAUUUACUGUGAAACUGUUACAGAUAUCGUAUGGAGAUCCGUGCGCCGAGGACGGAUUAGAGAGAAGAGGAGGUGGGAAAAAAGAAAAACUGGGAAAAAAUAAAGCAGAGGAAGAGCGAGCGAGAGAAGAAGAGCGAUAGAAAGAGCGAUCCGCGGCGGAGACGCGCUGGAUUAUUUCUUGUUUACGACGAGGACAGACAGAAAAAAAAGUUAAAAAGUGAGGAGUUGGGAGUAAAAGAGGAUGGCGAGUCCGCCGACGGCUGGAGGGCCGUCCGCUAGCGCUACCGCUAAUAAUAACAACGUCAAGAAGUGCGGCUACCUGAGAAAGCAGAAGCACGGACAUAAACGCUUCUUCGUGCUGAAGGAGCAGAGCGACGGCUUCCCCGCCCGCCUCGAGUACUACGAGAACGAGAAGAAAUGGAGAAACAAGUCGGCGGCCAAGCGGGUGAUCCUGCUCGACUCGUGUCUGAACAUCAACAAGCGAGCAGACGCCAAGCACAAACACCUCAUCGCCCUCUACACCAAGGACGAGUACUUCGCCGUGGCCGCCGAGCACGAGCAAGAGCAGGAGGGUUGGUACGUCGCGCUCACCGAUUUGAUGAAUGAAGGCAAAGUGUACGAGGGCUCGGGGUCCGCCUCAGCCUCCUCCUCGCUGGCGGCCCUGGAGGAGAGCAGCUACGGGCUCAUCACGCCGGCCAACGCUGCGUACAAGGAGGUAUGGCAGGUCACCCUAAAAUCCAAAGGGCUGGGGCAGAGUAAAAAUUUAACUGGGGUCUACAGACUGUGCCUUUCGAGCAGGUCCAUCAGUUUUGUCAAGUUGAAUUCCGACAGCCCAUCGGUUAGCUUGCAGCUGAUGAACAUUAGGAGGUGUGGGCACUCGGACAAUUUCUUCUUCAUUGAAGUGGGCAGGUCUGCCUCGACGGGACCUGGCGAGUUGUGGAUGCAAGCCGAUGACUCGGUGGUGGCACAGAAUAUCCACGAGACCAUCCUGGAGGCCAUGAAAGCCAUGAAAGAGCUGUCUGAGUUUAGACCCAGGAGCAAGAGCCAGUCGUCCGGUACCAACCCCAUCUCUGUGCCUACCAGGAGGCAUUUCAAUAACCUGCCUCCCAGCCAGACUGGGCUGCCCAGACGUUCCAGGACGGACAGCAUGGCGGCCACCUCGCCUGCCAGUAAGUUUACCUCUAGCCGUAUGCGGACCGCCAGUGAAGGGGAUGGCACCAUGAGCAGACCGUUGUCUGUGACGGGCAGUCCGAUCAGCCCCUGCACUAUAGCACCUCUCAGCCGCUCCAACACUGUCACCACCAGACCGUCGAGGGCGAUCCACACCAACUCGCUCCAGCACAGCAAGUCCAUGUCGAUGCCGGUGUCUCAUUCGCCGCCCUCGGCUGCCAGUCCGGUGAGCCUCUCGUCGAGCAGUGGGCACGGAUCGGCGUCGGACACCAUUCAGCGGCCGUCUAGUGCCAGUGCCUCGGUUUCUGGGUCGCCGAGCGACGGUGGGUUCAUGUCCUUUGACGAGUACGGAUCCAGCCCGGGCGACGUGCGGCUUUCAGUGGGGAACCGGAGCAACACGCCCGAGUCCAUCAGCGAGACGCCGCCGUACCGGGAGAGCGCCGAUUGUUGCGGCUACAUGACCAUGGACAGGCCGCCGAGCGCUCAGUUCCAUCCGAGUUUCAGGCAGGCUUCCAAGGAUGAACUUUUGGAUUCCAGCAAAGGGUACAGGAAGAGGACCUAUUCCCUGACGACGCCACUGCAGCAGAAGGCGACGCCGCACGUGUCGUCUGCCUCUCUGGACGAGUACACGCUGAUGAGAGCUACAUAUACUAGCAGCAACUCGGGCCAUCAAUCAUGCGCAGCCUCACCCAAGGUCACCUAUCCGGAAGAUUACGGAGACAUUGAAAUUGGGCCACAGAAGAGUUCGAGCAGCACUCCUUGUGCCGAUAACGGCUACAUGCUGAUGUCGCCCGGAGUGGCGCCAAGUUUAAACCACAACGAGAACUAUGUGCCCAUGAGUCCCACUAGCGUUUCUGCGCCCAAACAAAUCAUCAACCCACGCUCUCACUGUCCGGUGGACGGAAGCAGACACCGGACCCAUUCGCCCGGCAGCUGCUCUCUCGACGACAACGGUUACAUGAGAAUGUGGUGCGGUUCCAAGCUGUCCGUCGAAAGCCCGGACGGGAAGCUGACCAACGGCGACUACAUGAACAUGUCGCCUAUCGAUCACUGUGUUUCUCUCACCCCGCCGGAUUACUUUUUAAGCGACUUACCAAAAACCUCCUAUUCGUUUAACUCGCUGCCUCGGUCCUACAAGAGUCAGACUUGCAAAAAUGGGGACAGCGACCAGUACGUGAUGAUGAACCUGCAGAACCAGAUGAUUCUCGAGGAGUCUGGUUGCUGUACGAGGAGUGUCACUUCUGUGGUGACGAACCACCUGGCGCCCUCGCCGGUGCGGCACAACAGAAGUGACGGCUUGGGCCCUCGGGGAAGAGCCAACCGACCCACCAGGCUGUCUCUGGACACCUUGAGGACAUUGCCCAGUAUGAAUGAGCACCCGCUCCCACCGGAACCCAAGAGCCCGGGUGAAUAUAUCAACAUAGACUUUAGCGAAAGCGCCAGGGACUCGCCCCCCAUUUCAUCCACAGGAAGCCCUUCGUCCUCCCUCGGGUCUGCUCACGGCCAGCGGACGUCUCCACUGUCACACUACAUGAACCUCGAUUUGAGCACGCAGUCGCCCAGAUCUGGGGACACCCCCGUGGACGCUAUGAAUGUGAUAUCUAACUUGCCAUGCUCUUGCACAAACCAGCCAGAGGACAUGUACCUCAAAGCGCAGAUCGGACCCGUUUGUCUCUCUGGCCCCGCGAUGGACGACUACACGGACAUGACGUUCGGAAUGAGAAACGCACCCGCGCAGCCUCUCUCGCAAACCACAGAAAGUGCCCAAACCACCAGCCCCACCAGCGGCAUCCAGAGAUUAAGUCUGAUGGAUCAAAUGUCCGGUCUGGAAGCGUUCAUCUUGCCCAGCUUACCCCCGGAUCCGAACAGGGGGGCGAAGGUGAUCCGGGCAGACCCCCAAGGACGGCGGCGCCACAGCUCGGAGACAUUUUCGUCCACCACCACCGUCACGCCCGUCUUUCCUUCUUUUGCACACGAUCCCAAGAGACACAGCUCUGCCUCCGUGGAAAACGUCUCUCUCAGGAAAAGCGAGGGAUCCGACGAGGAGUACGGUAGCCCCAUGUGCAGGGAGACCUCGGCGGGCUUUCAGAACGGGCUCAAUUACAUCGCUUUGGACCUGAUGGACGAGAGCCUGGGAAGCUGCGAUGGCGUCCUGAGACUGAAGAGCACACAUUGCUUCAAAGCCGGCAUGGAUGCCAGCCCUUAUGCCAGUCUAGGCUUCUUAAAGGAAGCGACAACAGCUGCUGCUAAAGGAAGGCCACAAAAUGUGCGAGUCGGCAAUAACACCUCUAAGACCAUCACGUUGAGCACAGGGGCCCCACAAGGGCGUGUGCUCAGCCUGCUGCUCUUCACCCUGCUGACCCACGACUGUGUACCAAUCUACAGUUCCAAUCACGUUGUCAAGUUUGCGGACGAUACAACCGUGGUCAGCCUUAUCACCAACAAUGACGAAGCCAACUACAGCUACGAGGUGAGCCAACUGGUCCAGUGGUGUAAAGACAACAAUCUCUUCCUGAACGUGGGAAAGACCAAAGAGAAUGUGGUCGAUUUCAGGAAAGGUCAUUCACAGCACCCCCCCACUGACCAUCGAUGGUGUAGCUGUGGAAAGGGUGAGUAG
This is a messenger RNA of Polypterus senegalus (gray bichir), 4052 nucleotides long. RefSeq names its product insulin receptor substrate 2b (gene irs2b). Gene Ontology annotation, cellular component: cytosol; plasma membrane. Gene Ontology annotation, biological process: insulin receptor signaling pathway. Gene Ontology annotation, molecular function: insulin receptor binding; phosphatidylinositol 3-kinase binding. The coding region runs from base 507 to 4052 and encodes 1181 amino acids. The transcript has 2 exons. Lineage: Eukaryota; Metazoa; Chordata; Cladistia; Polypteriformes; Polypteridae. The record is from RefSeq and is a predicted model, not a curated record.